UCACUUACUUCCGGGUUUGGCGGCCGCCAGGAGACGAAGGUUCACGUCAUGUAUUUGACACUUUCUGUGUGAUAUAAAGCCCUUCACGUCAUAUCCCUGUGUUUGUCGACAUUUUCGUACCGUUCUCAAGACCACGGUGGCAGGAGUGCUGCUCAGAAAAGUUCUAAAAUCAAGAUGGAGGCGAGACAUCGGGACAUCCUGAGGAGGAACCGGGUGAAACUGGUGAAGACCAUCAAAGUACAGCACAUCACCAACUUCCUCAUACAGGAGGAUGUUCUAACAGAAACCAUGGUGGAGGAAAUCAUGGCAGAGAAAACCAGUCAUGCCAAGGCAGAACAGCUACUGGACACACUGGUCACCAGGGGACCUAACGCAUUCAUGAUGUUCUGUAAGUCACUGAAGGAAUCCUAUGAGUGGCUGAGUAAGGACUUACUGGAGCAGGAUCAGAAGAGAGUGGGAACUACUGGUACUAGAGCUGUGCAGUGUGAAGAGGAUGUGUUAGAGGACAAAAUGGCCAGGAUGAACCUCCAGGACUCAGCUAGGGGGACAGAAAUCCUAAGAGAGAAGGAACUAAACAAGCUAGCCAGCAACCUCGGUGCCGAGUGGGAAAAACUCGCCAUAGAGCUGGACUUCAAAAAGUCUGAACUCUACAAAUUCAAGGAGGACAAUAAGAACAGUGUACAUGGGCAGAUAUUUGAUAUGCUAUGUACAUGGAAGGGGAAACAGGGAAGCAAGGCCACAGUAGGAAACCUGGUGCACAGUAUGAUAGAAGUUAGCAUAGGGGAAGAUGUGUACAAGUUUCUUUUAGAUGAGCCCAGGGGUUAACUUUUGAACAAGGAAUACUUUUUUAGUUUAGAUAUCAAACUUUUGAUAGCGUUAAUCUUGCUGCCA
This is a messenger RNA of Branchiostoma belcheri (Belcher's lancelet), 891 nucleotides long. RefSeq names its product death domain-containing protein CRADD-like. NCBI's taxonomy places the organism in Eukaryota, Metazoa, Chordata, Leptocardii, Amphioxiformes, Branchiostomatidae. Gene Ontology annotation, biological process: signal transduction; regulation of apoptotic process. The record is from RefSeq and is a predicted model, not a curated record. The coding region runs from base 175 to 825 and encodes 216 amino acids. The transcript is spliced from 5 exons. Gene Ontology annotation, molecular function: death domain binding; protease binding.